AUGUCUGACUUCUGGUUCGGAUCCUCCGGCGCCACCGCGUCCAGCCCUAGUUACUUCCCCGCUCCCUUCGGCGUCGCUCCCUCCUCUUCCUCUUCGUCGACGUCGUCGGUGUCCUCUGCUCCUACAUCCUCCUUCGGAUGCGGCCUCGCGGGGGCCGUGCCGGUGGGGACACCCUUCGGUGCGCCGCGGUUGGCCGGCGACGAUGACUCGUGGCUAUUAGGAAGGUUUAAGCGCGGCGGAAGCCCCGGUCCGUCGCCGUUCGGGUCCAGUUCUCCUUCGCGAUCCUUUGGCUCGUCGGCGAGCUCUGCUGCUUCUCCGUUCGAUACGCCUGCGCCUUCUUCCGGUGCGCGCUCAGGUUGGGGCUCGUUUGGGACGCCUCAAUCCGCGGCGAGUUCUGGAUCGUCCUUGUUUGGAGCGGCCACUGCCGAUGCGCCGCCGUUCGGGGUGGCUUCGAGGCUCUGGAGCGUCCUCCCCUUCGCCGCCGCCGCCGCCGCCUCCAACCCCCGCUCCUCCCCCGCUCCCGCUCCCUGCGGCUUCGCUCCCCACUUUUCCGCUUCGUCGGCGUCCUCUGCUCCUUCAUUCUCAUCCGGCUCCACACCGGCGGCUUCGGCGCCGACGCUCUUCGGCACGCCCUCGUCGGCCGCGUCCGGAGGAUCGUCGCCCUCCGGAAUGGUCCAGCCUGCCGCGAGCCCGUCGCCGGUCGGGCCGAGUUCCCCUUCGCUAUUGUUCGGCUCGUCGGGGAGCUCCGCUUCUUCUCUGUUCGGUACGCCUUCGCCUUCUUCCAGUGCGAGCUCGGGUUCGUCCGUGUUUGGAGCGGCCACUUUCGGUGCGCCUCUUUUCGCAACGUCUUCGAGCGCAAGCUCGCCACUGGUCGGUGCGGCUCCAACGUCGUCAUCGACGUCGACUACAGCCGUCGCUCCGCCUCUGUUUGGAACGCCGUCUUCCUCUGCCGCCGCCUCUGGAGCCUCCUCAUUUGGAGGAACUGCUUCAGCCGCUAGUUCUGGUGCGCCAUUGUUUGGGACAGGUCUGUCCCUGUUCGGCACAACCGCCACCUCCGCGAGUGCAUCGACUCCAUCUGCAGGUGGUUCCGCUUCGGCGUACUCUUCGACGACAUUGCCUUCAUUUGCCGAAGGUGCCUCGUCGGCGGCUGCGAGUUUGACGGCGUCAGCAGUCAGUGCAGGAUCUUCGACGCCUGCUAGUUCCUUCACGGAAUUUGGAGUGACCGCAACACCUGCUUCUUCAGCGACUGCUAGUUCGGUCCCAAGCUUUUCGCGGUCUACCAAAACUUCAACACCAGCUUCAUCUCAAGCACCUUCUGCCACCACCGUCUCUGCUUUUAGUGCCCCUGCUACAACUUCUGCAGGAACAACAGCUUCUAGUGCCAGUACAACUGCAGCUCCUACAUCAUCUCUUGGCGUAGCUUCUAGUAAUGGAACAACAUCAAGCACCAGCUCUGCAGCUGCUAGACCUUCAGAGAUUGUGUCCAUGGCCACGCCGACAUCGACAACUACCACACCUUUGCAGGAAUCAAACAUAGGCGCAGAUGAUCAAUCAAGUGUGCCAACACCAGAACCAGCUGAAGAAUCAACUACUGAUCUUUCAGACGUCGAGCCAGCUGAUCUAGAUGCAGUCGACGAAAUCCUGGGAGUAAUAGAACCAAGAUAUGGAGAGUCCCUCCCUUCUAGUUCUGACCCUUCUGACUCAUUGACGCCCGUCGCUUUCGGUGAUGUUAGGGCUAAAUGGGAGGAGUUAUACCAACUGACAAAAGGAGGGUACUCCCAGAUUGCUUCUAACUCAGCCCUCGAAUGCAGAAUAAAACAUCUGCUUGCUGAGUUGAGUUCUGGCGAAGACUGCUUCACCAAGACUCCUGAAUUUCGGCAUGAGUGCGAAGAGUUUGCCAAACAUUUUGCAUGUGGCACUGAAGUCUAUAGACUGAACUGUGACAAGAUUGAGUCGUCGAUAGCUGCUGAAGAAGGUUUCGACAAACUGGAAGACCGACUGACUGCAGGAAAGCAAACUCUGAAAGAACAUCGCAGUUCUUAUCAGGCUGCCGUGGACAGAAAGGCUGAGCUUACAGAGGAGAAAGAAAGACUGGAAGCGGUUCUUGCUGAAGUUCAACGCCAGAUAGAAUCGACCCAACUUGAAGUUCAGCGUGAAGGGAGGUCUAUGAAGCAACAGCUUCGGGAUGUCGUCACAACCAUGCAGGAAUAUGAUCGACAACAAACGGAAGUCGACAGGCAUUUAUCCAUCAGAAGAGUAUGUGUUGCUAAUAACAAGACAUUGGAUGAAGACCUUUCGGAUUUCAGGAGAAGUGUGAAGAAGUUGAUUGAUGAUCCGGAAUACAUAGUAAUCUAGCUAGCUCUCUUUACAUCUCGACUGUCUGUUUGAAGAAGCUGUAUGUUUCAUUUCUCCUAUAUCUCUUGCAUCUGUCACAUAGUUGGAUAAGAAACUUUUUAGGUACUUGCCAUUAAUCGGUUGUGGUAAUAUUUCACCAUCCAAGUCCAUCAAUCGAUAGGCAUUGCCACUUAGCACA
This is a messenger RNA of Eucalyptus grandis, 2533 nucleotides long. RefSeq names its product nuclear pore complex protein NUP62-like. The record is from RefSeq and is a predicted model, not a curated record. The transcript has 4 exons. The coding region runs from base 1 to 2355 and encodes 784 amino acids. Lineage: Eukaryota; Viridiplantae; Streptophyta; Magnoliopsida; Myrtales; Myrtaceae.